CCCGUCCACAGUCAAGGGACGUGAAUAAGUCCAUUGACCCUAGGAUGCAGCAUCUCCGCUACCGAUUCUUGCCCUCGCGCGCGACCACGCAAGCUGUCCGGCUUGUGCGCUCGCUGCUAAGCAUCAUCUUUGCACCCGUCACCUGGGUUCUCCGCAUCACCUACGUUUACAUCCAAUUCCUCAUCACCCUCUUCUUCCAACCCAAAAUACCGCCUAGACAGAUCAAGCGCCCGUACGGGCGCAUCGCCGUCAUUGGAGCAGGGCUCACUGGUGUUUCUUCCGCCGCACAUGCCAUCUCACAUGGCUUCGAGGUUGUCAUCUAUGAAGCCUGCGAUCGCACUGGCGGCAUCUGGGCACGCGAGAAUAGGACGUCAGGUCUUCAGCUCAACUCGAUUCUUUACCGCUUCCACCCUUCUGUGAUAUGGAAGAAGGCGUUCCCGCAGCGUGAUGAGAUUCUCGAUCAAAUCAACAAGGUGUGGAAGGAGUACAGACUUGAGGAGCGCACGCGAUUCAACACCUCGCGAUUUAGACGCAACCUAAUCCGCCUUGUACCGCCUGCAGCUUCCAACAUCUCUCCCUCGCAAUGGUUUAUCAAUAACGGCGAAGAUGGCCCCUUCGACGCGAUUAUCGUCACCAUCGGCACGUGCGGCGAACCGAACUGGGUCCAGUUCGAAGGCCUCCCCAAGAACCUCGGCCAGAAACGCUCUCAUGAAACCCCUCAGCAUGACGACGGGCAUGAGCAGGACUGGGGGACGUUCAAGGGCACUGUGCUGCACUCGUGCGAGCUCGACAGUGCUACAGAGGAAAUGAUCAGGGGCAAGAAUGUGGUCGUCGUAGGUAGCGGGGCGUCGGGUGUCGAGGCAGUUGAGACGCUGCUCGAGCGCAAGCCGAAGCACGUCGUUAUGCUGGCGAAGAGUGACAAGUGGAUUAUCCCUCGGAAUGUCAUUAUCGACACCGCGCUCGCUGCUCAACCGUUUGGGAGGAACAUGCCCUUGAGCUUCAUCUGGUCAUGGUUCUUGAGCGUAUGGCAAUACCACGGUGUCGAGGAGCUCAUCCCUGACAAAGGUGUCUAUACCGACACCCCGGUCGUCAACGACGUCUUCCUCGACCACGUUCGCGCGGGCCGGUGCUCCUACGUCCGCUGCGAAACGGAGCGCUUCACCAAGCGCGGUGCGCUCGUCAAACUCUACGACCGCAUCGACCGGCGGAAACCCUCCCACGGCUCUCACUCGCGAAACACCCACCCGGAGGAGCCGCACGAGGAGGAGAUCGAGGCGGACGUGGUCGUGCUCGCGACGGGGUACAAGAAGCCGAGCAUGGACUUUUUGCCGCAGGAGCUGUUCCCCGAGGGGUAUGAGCGGCCGAAUCUGUACCUGCAGAACUUCUCGACGGAGGACUGGAGCUGUCUGAUGACGAACUCGGCAUAUAUAAAUGCGAUCGGGACGGUUGGGCAUGUGCAUAUUGGCUUUUACACACGCAUACUGUUGACACUGCUGCUCGACCCGGACGCGCGCCCGAUGAAGAAGGACAUGAAGCUCUGGGUCGAUCUCAUCCGGUACGUCAAGCGUGGGGCUAGCGGUGGUGCGUUGGGCUUCUUCACCUAUGCCGAAUUGACGGUUUGGUUGGUGCUGUUCCACAUCGUCCGGCCGGACCGGUUGCGGUGGUUGUUCUUCAUUUGGCCUGGGUGGGGUGUGCAUCCGGAUGAUGAGUCGCUGUAUCCCAAUAGGCAGGAGAUUGGUGAAGAAGGGUCGAGUCCGAAUAGACGGAGGAAAUAUGAACCCGCAGGUGUAUUUUAG
Messenger RNA from Coniophora puteana RWD-64-598 SS2, 1796 nucleotides. RefSeq names its product FAD/NAD(P)-binding domain-containing protein. The coding region runs from base 45 to 1796 and encodes 583 amino acids. The record is from RefSeq and is a predicted model, not a curated record. NCBI's taxonomy places the organism in Eukaryota, Fungi, Basidiomycota, Agaricomycetes, Boletales, Coniophoraceae. The transcript is spliced from 10 exons.